Messenger RNA from Danio rerio (zebrafish), 1751 nucleotides. RefSeq names its product zgc:113337. Gene Ontology annotation, cellular component: membrane. Lineage: Eukaryota; Metazoa; Chordata; Actinopteri; Cypriniformes; Danionidae. Gene Ontology annotation, biological process: regulation of immune response; cell-cell adhesion; negative regulation of macrophage activation. Gene Ontology annotation, molecular function: cell-cell adhesion mediator activity. The record is from RefSeq and is marked validated.
GAGUGUGUUGUGUUUGUACAGCUGAGAGCGGAGGGCAUCGACACUACACAGAGAUGGCAGCCCUUCAGUAAGAUGUUGGAAAAGACCCCAACUGAUAAAAAUCAUCACCUUCACAUUCAUCCCGCAUUCAAACUCUCCUGGACUGUUAAAUGCCCUCUCAAUACAAAGGGCUAAAAUGUUUGUGGUCUCCAUGCCAAGAUGUCUACAGAUUUGUGUGUCUUUGGUAAUGGUGUCCCGACUACAAGGCAGGGUUUCAGCUCCAGCACGCCUGGAGGCUCUUGUUGAACAGCCCUUCACGCUGAGCUGUACGCUUGUCAAGGCUAGAGGAGAAUCAGUGCAUCAGAUCCGCUGGCUGGAUGUGCAGAAUCAGACAUUAAUCUCCUAUCAGCCUGGUCAACAAGACAGCGUGAGCGGUCAACAGCAUGUGGAGCUCGCUGCUUCUCCAAGAGACGCCAGCGCUAUCACUAUUAAACGUGUAAGCCAUAGGGACGAGGGAUGUUACACUUGCAUCUUCGAUAUUCUUCCUAAAGGCUCAAGGGAAGGGCAGACUUGUCUUACAGUUACAGCAACUGUGAUUCCAGAGGGCAAUAAGACUGCAGUGGGUGGAAAACAAAUCACUCUGGCCUGUCGGUACGGCCUGCCAGAGAAAGUCAAACAGGUUUUGUGGAAGAAGAUUGUGACUAAAGCAGAAUCCCGUGAAAUUGCGUUUUUUGCAAAGCAGAGUGAUCCUGUGAUAGAAGAAGAGUUUGUGGAGCGUGUGAGUCUGAGUCCUUCCCUGUCUGACACACAGCUCACGCUGUGGCCAGUCCAAUCCGAAGAUGAGGCCUGCUACACCUGUGAGUUUCACACAUACCCGGAUGUCAUAAAGAGCGCCACCAGCUGCCUUACUGUGUUUGUCCUGCCUAAACCUCAAGUAAGCUACAAGACCACAUCGCCAGGAGUGAUCGAGGCGAACUGUACAGCUGUGGCCCGACCAAAGGCUGAAAUAGUGUGGAAUGUGGAGGGGAAUGACAGAACCAUCGGUCCACCUGUGACCAUCGAUGUCCAGCAGAGUGACGGGACGACUCUGGUCAUCAGCACCUUGACCAUCCAGGCCGGACUCCUGAAGGACGUCUCCGUCAAAUGUCUGGUUCAUCAUAAAGGACUGGAGACGGCCAUUGCUGUUUCCAUGAACACUAAAAUUGGCACAGCUCUUGCCAUCCUGAUCUCUGUGACUACAGUUGCUUUUCUACUGGUCCUCUGCCUGUGUUUCUGUUUGUGGAAGUGUGUCCUGCGCAAGGAUGAGCCUGAAGAGCAUCAGCUACCGAGAAGAAGCCGAGAAAACAGAGAAGCAGACAGCUGAAUAAUCGUUCUGAUUGUGGCAGACUAAAGCUGCAGUUUUCUUUACAAUACGAAUUUGCUGAGACACCCGUGAAGAUGAAAAUCUCUUGUCAUCAAGUUCCCUACAUUUCCUGCCAAAGAAAACCAGUGACACAUCUCUACACGAGGAAAGAUGACACAUUUCCAACAAUUUGUGAAUCUAUCACUAAUAUAAAGUUUGCAGGACAGAGGCCAAUUUAAUUACCAUUAAUUUGUUUUAAUAUUGGCAUCUAUAACUUGUAACUAGCUAUUCACUCAUAGAAAAAGUAAGAACAUUUCAGAUAUAAUUAUUGUAAGUAAUUACAAUGCUACCACAAAUUCCAGUGACUUUUGUAAAUAGUAUGGUUUUGUUGUAUCUUUCCUGAUGCUAAUGUUAUGAUCAAAUAGAUUCA